This is a messenger RNA of Amphimedon queenslandica, 687 nucleotides long. RefSeq lists its product as uncharacterized. The record is from RefSeq and is a predicted model, not a curated record. Lineage: Eukaryota; Metazoa; Porifera; Demospongiae; Haplosclerida; Niphatidae. The transcript has 3 exons. The coding region runs from base 8 to 613 and encodes 201 amino acids.
UAAUCCAAUGUAUUAUCAACAAUACAAUGGACCAUUGAAUUAUGAGCUUAAUAGCAGUAAUGGAUUAAUACCAUUGGAACAUAAUGACUAUCCACUGAUAUCAGUUAUAAUAAAGCCAAUUCCUUCAAUUACUGAAACAUCAUCCACUGCUAGUAGUGCUGCAGCAAUAACAAUAUCUAUUACAGAUAAUGUAAUGAGACCUAAUAGCAUUCUUACGUCAAUAGAAGUCGUACAUGACACUACCAGUUUACAUUCUACUGCCACUAUUUCCUUACUGAGUACAACAUCCUCAUUCCUCACUAAUGCCUUUUAUAGUACUUCAAGUAGUAAUGUUACUACUACCUCAAUGACCACUAUAAGUACACCUGAUCAAAGUACAGGGAGUCUAAUAAUAGCAGGAAGUAUUAGUAGUGUAUUUAUAUUACUGGUAGUUACUAUACUAGUAAUAUUAAUAGUGAGUGUAUUAGUGUGUAGGAGAAAACAGUUAGGUACUGGUUAUGCUAAUGAUGAUAGUAAAAGAAUAGUGGAUGAACAAAAACAAGAUGAAGGAAUGAAUGUUCUCUCAAAUAUACCUGCUAAUAUAUGCUACUUAUGGUGUUAUUGGUGGAAAUAAAAGUAUGAUAGAUUGUUAUACUUGAAAGAGUAUAAUUUUAACCAAUUCUAACGUAAUUAAAGUAGAUGAUGUCC